This is a messenger RNA of Nematolebias whitei (Rio pearlfish), 525 nucleotides long. RefSeq names its product CLN3 lysosomal/endosomal transmembrane protein, battenin (gene cln3). Gene Ontology annotation, biological process: lysosome organization; regulation of intracellular pH. Gene Ontology annotation, cellular component: lysosome; membrane. The record is from RefSeq and is a predicted model, not a curated record. Lineage: Eukaryota; Metazoa; Chordata; Actinopteri; Cyprinodontiformes; Rivulidae. Bases 1 to 525 code for a protein of 174 amino acids. The transcript has 6 exons.
AUGAUCCAAAGGAAGGCGGAACACUUCAGGAAGGACAGGCGUGUGGCUGGAAGGCGAGGCACGGAGAACAUGAACCAGAACCACGGGAGUCUGCAUCCAAACAGGAACCAAGAAAACAGGAGGACUGUAGACACAGAAACAAAGAGCUUAGUGUGGUUUGUGAUUCCCCUGGGUCUCGUCUACUUCGCUGAGUAUUUCAUCAACCAGGGCUUGAUGGAACUCCUGUUUUUUCAGAACUUCUUCCUGUCCCAUGCGGAGCAGUAUCGCUGGUACCAGGUUCUGUAUCAGGUCGGUGUGUUUGUGUCUCGAUCCUCCCUCUGCUGCAUGAAGAUCAGGAAACUGUGGAUUUUCUCUCUCCUGCAGGGAAUGAAUGCCAUCUUCCUGGUGUUUGCUGUACGUUUCCAGUUCCUUCCCAGUGCCUGGAUCAUGUUUGUUAUCAUACUCUAUGAGGGUCUGCUGGGCGGAGCUGCAUAUGUGAACACCUUUUACUUCAUCAGCAAGGAGGUCCUGCCAUUACUGGAAUAG